Molecule: messenger RNA, 974 nt
Organism: Pangasianodon hypophthalmus (striped catfish)
Lineage: Eukaryota; Metazoa; Chordata; Actinopteri; Siluriformes; Pangasiidae
Gene: mrpl24
Product: mitochondrial ribosomal protein L24
Exons: 6
Coding region: 225-875 (216 amino acids)
Biological process (GO): translation
Cellular component (GO): mitochondrion; ribosome
Molecular function (GO): RNA binding; structural constituent of ribosome
Source: RefSeq, a predicted model, not a curated record
CCCCACCUUGUGCGCAUGCGUGGUAAUGGUCUACUCGGGGACGUGCGUUUGACCGCAGUGUGUUUAGGUUUAUAACUUUAGAUUUUGUAAAGUGGCUUAUUAAAGGAUUUAUUCAGACUUUAUUUAUUUAUUCCUUCACUCGGCUAGCUGAGUGGUGUUACUGAGACACAGACCUCUCAGUGUGUGUGUGUGUGUGUGUGUGUGUGUGUGUGUGUGUGUGAAGCAUGCGUCUGACGGCUCUGCUCUCCAUGGCGGCGAAGGCUGCGUUUCCCCGGGAUUACCGCUACGGGACGAACAGGCCGUGGACGGUGGCGGCGCGGAGACUCAAUCCUCCGGGGAAGAGGAGGAGGAAGGUGUUCGUGGAGCCGAUCAGCCCUGAGGACUGGAGUGUGUUCAGAGGGGACGUGGUGGAGAUCCUCUCGGGUAAAGAUAAAGGGAAGCAGGGGAAAGUCACUCAGGUGUUUCGCCACCGUAACUGGGUCAUCGUCGAGGGGUUCAAUACGCACUACAGGUACAUCGGCAGGUCUGGAGACUACAGAGGGACGUACAUUGGGAGUGAAGCUCCUCUGCUGCUGAAGGACGUCUCACUGGUCGACCCCACAGACAGGAAAGCCACGGAGACGGAGUGGAGGUUCACAGAGGAGGGAGAGAAGGUCCGGGUUUCCGUCAGGACGGGGCGGAUCAUCCCCAAACCCGUCUUUCAGAGGAGGGACGGCAUCAUACCACAGCAGUGGAAAGAUGGACCGAAGGACACGUCUCCUGAAGACGCUCUGGAGAAAACGUACACUCCGUCGCUGAAGACUCUGGAGGAGGAAGUGAUGGAGAAAAUGAACAUCCAGGAACCGAGAAGACCCCGAAGAAGCUUCUGGUACUGAGACGCAGAAGACGCAGAAGACGCAGAAGCAGGAGGACGGCAGAAUGUUCUUUAAGCUGUAAUGACAACGUGGAUUUGCAAUAAACGUGUGUUUGUCCGA